This is a messenger RNA of Salvia miltiorrhiza (redroot sage), 1881 nucleotides long. RefSeq names its product ankyrin repeat-containing protein BDA1-like. The transcript has 2 exons. Gene Ontology annotation, molecular function: protein binding. The record is from RefSeq and is a predicted model, not a curated record. The coding region runs from base 12 to 1601 and encodes 529 amino acids. Lineage: Eukaryota; Viridiplantae; Streptophyta; Magnoliopsida; Lamiales; Lamiaceae.
UAUUCUACAAAAUGGUACGUGUGCCUUGCUUUGCUUCAUCACGUCCAUGCGCAUGCGCUAAAACAAAAAAAUUAAUGUCUGAGUGCCACUGUGAGAUGGCGGAGCUAACGGCGCCGGUAAAGAUAUGCGAGUGCGACUGCGACUGCGACUGCCGGUGCUGCAUCGACCAGCUGUACUCCACCAUCGCCCGCGAGCCGAAAUGGCUGCAGGAUAUGGACAAGAUCCAAUUCUUCCAGACUCCGCUGCACGAGGCGGCGGCGGCGGGCAACACCACAUUGACCAUGGAGAUCAUGAAUCUGAUGCCGUCCUUGGGCAAGAAGCUCAACCCGGAGGGGCUCAGCCCUCUCCAUGUCGCCGUCGACAAGGAAAGCUUUGACACGGCCCUCGCGCUCGCCAAACUCGACAAAGCGCUGGUCCGCGUCAAAGGGAAGGGCGGCCUCACGCCGCUGCACUUCGCCGCCGUGGCCAAGCCUACCUAUAAAGAGGAUGAACUGAAGCUCCUAGUGGGGCUUUUAGCCGAAUGCCCCGACGCCGUGCUCGUGUUGAACAACAGGGGGCAGUCGGCGGUGCACUUGGCGCUCGAGAAUCGGAAUGUCAAAGCUGCUAAAUUGCUCGUGAAUUGGGUCGUCAUUGUGGCCAAGGAGUCGCAUCUUUCGUUCAAGGAUGCCAGUGGCAACACAACUCUUCACGUUGCGGCUCGUUAUUGUGAUGACAAGGAUCUACUGAAAUCACUAACAAAUCUAGUCAAAGUCAACAAAGAGAACAAAUAUGGGGAGACCGCUCUAGACGUGGCCAUCCAUCACCGAAACCACGCCGCCGUCGACAUACUCAAAAACGCCGGCGGAUUCACGACGCGAGAUCACGGAGAAGACACCCCGACCCCCCGCGAGAGCAAAGCAUCAACGAUGGUCCGAUACCUGCGCGGGCAUCACGCAGAGCAGCGCCCCGAGAUGCUGACGCGCGCCUACUACUUCAUCACCAAGGAGCUAACCUUGGAGAUGCGCAACACCAUCCUGGUGGUGGCGGUGCUGAUCGCCACCGCCACGUACCAGGGGGUGCUCCAGCCCCCCGGCGGGGUGUACUCGGCGGAGGGCAGCCCCAGCGUGCGGCUGGGCGGGCGGCGGCUGGUGGACGCGAGCGGGCAGAAGCACCCGCCGGGGCGGAUGGUGAUGGGGACGGUGAAGUACAGCUACUUCAUGCCGACGAACACGCUGGCCUUCAUGUCGUCGACGCUGAUCAUCAUCUUCGUGCUGCCCGACCGCGCCUUCGUGAUGAUCCUGCAGGCCUGCUUGAUCUUCAUGUGCGUCAGCUAUCUCCUCGCCUUGAAUUUCAUCUCCUAUUACAACAGCUUCUCCAAAAUCCUCGACUUCGUGUGCGGCUGCACCCUCGGCGUCGCCUUCCUCAUGAAGCUCGGCUACUACUUCGUGAAGGCGUACUACAACGAGGAUGAGUGGCUGCUGCGCCGCCUCGGCGUCAAGAUCAAAAACCACAAGGCUUGGUUUUUUAGGGAUACUUAUAAGAAACCUGCAGAUGAUGAGGAGAUGUCCACUUUCAGGAGGAUGAGGCAGCAGUACAAACUCAUUAGUAAAAGACUUGGUUAAUUAAUUAAUUAAUUAAUUAUCUUCAUCAUCAAAAUUCAAAACCGCAACUUCAAUUUUUAAUUCUUCGUGUUUUGUCUUUAUGAAUAAACUAUGUGUCACAUGUCAUGUGUGUGUGUUAUUAUUGUUGCACCAUUUGCUGGUACACUGCUACAUGAGAUUUACAUCCGCGGAUUCAGUUUUAUUUUUGUAUUCAGUGUAUUUAUAAUCAGUAGGGUGCGUUUUGCGUCUCUGUACUAAUUCAAUAAAUACAUUUUUUCUUUUAUUAUUUUUUUUUAUUUUA